Messenger RNA from Elaeis guineensis (African oil palm), 1979 nucleotides. The record is from RefSeq and is a predicted model, not a curated record. NCBI's taxonomy places the organism in Eukaryota, Viridiplantae, Streptophyta, Magnoliopsida, Arecales, Arecaceae.
ACACACCGUAAAGCCGGGUCUCCGUCUACCUCUCGCUCUCUCCGUGGAAACUUCCUCAAAGAAAAUAAAAACCCCACUCCGGUGACCUUUUCAGCUAGGAUUUUUUUCCACUCUCAUUUGAAGGUUUCUACGGGUUCGUUCUCGAGAACGAAUCGAAGCCUAGGGUUUCCUUCGAUAUUUCCAAUGGGGAGCGGAGACCGCAGCGGCGGCGGAGCCGGCGGCUGGACGGGACGAAAGUGGGGCUGGGCGGCGGGGGCUCUGAUUGCCGUCCUCCUAGCCACGGCUGUGACGUCGAGAACCUCCCCCAAGAUCACCCUCUUCGGGAUCACCGACAAGCCCUGCGAAUGCUCCGAAUCGAAGAGAUACACGGGAAUAGUGGAGGAUUGUUGUUGUGAUUACGAAACAGUGGAUUCUCUGAACAAUGAAGUGUUGCAUCCGAUACUACAGGAUCUCGUUGCCUCCCCAUUCUUUCGAUACUUUAAGGUUAAACUGUGGUGUGACUGCCCAUUCUGGCCUGAUGACGGGAUGUGCCGUCUUCGGGAUUGCAGUGUCUGUGAGUGUCCAGAAAGUGAGUUUCCAGAGCCAUUUAAGAAGCCCUUUCAAGGGCUUUCUGCUGAUGAUCUGAUCUGUCAGGAGGGAAAACCACAGGCUACCGUUGAUCGUACACUAGAUAGAAAAGUUUUCAGAGGGUGGAUUGAAAUUGACAACCCAUGGACGCAUGAUGAUGAAACUGAUAAUGAUGAGAUGACAUAUGCGAACCUUCAGCUAAACCCUGAGCGCUACACUGGUUAUGCAGGUCCAUCAGCUAGGCGGAUAUGGCAAGCUAUUUACACUGAAAAUUGUCCAAAAUAUCCUUCAGGAGAAUUUUGCCAGGAGAAAAGAGUGUUGUACAAGCUGAUUUCAGGACUGCAUUCCUCAAUUUCAGUUCACAUAGCUUCUGAUUAUCUUCUUGAUGAAGCUAGCAAUUUGUGGGGCCAAAAUCUUGACGUGCUUUAUGAACGUGUUUUGAAGCACCCAGAUCGUGUCAGUAACUUGUACUUCACCUUUCUUUUUGUUCUCCGGGCGGUUACAAAGGCUGCAGAUUAUUUGGAACAAGCUGAAUAUAACACGGGCAACUUAGAAGAAGAUCUGAGAACACAAUCACUGGUGAGGCAGCUAGUUUAUAAUCCCAAGAUACAAGCUGCUUGCCCACUACCAUUUGAUGAAGCCAAACUCUGGCAAGGUGAAAGUGGGCCUGAACUGAAGCAGCAGAUCAAAAAGCAAUUCAGAAAUAUAAGUGCAUUGAUGGAUUGUGUUGGAUGUGAGAAAUGCCGUCUCUGGGGAAAGCUUCAAGUUCUUGGUCUUGGCACUGCACUGAAGAUCCUGUUUUCAGUCAAUGGCCAAAACCUCAUGAGUCAGCCUCUGCAGCUGCAACGAAAUGAAGUUAUAGCUUUGGUGAACCUUUUAAAUAGACUUUCAGAAUCUGUUAAACUUGUUCAUGAAAUGGUGCCUUCUAUUGAGAAAACCAUGGAAAGACAGGUUUCUCCACCCAAACGCAAGAAUAGUUCAUAGCAAAGAAUUUUCUAUGCAGGGAUCGAGAACAUUGUAGAGUCGGAGCUGUGUAAACGGCAUGUAUUUUCAAGGACAACACUGAAGUGGUAUACAGAACAACCAAUAGAGGGUUGUGGAAUUACCGGGGACUUGAAUAGUUCCCCAUUGUACUACAAAUUCUGUGACAGAUUAACAGAUGAAUAUGCAAAAGUUCGUUCGGUGUCUGGUCUUUAGUUCUGAAGAUCACUCAAAUGGCAUGACUGCUGAAUAAUGCAUCCUGCAUCUGUUUGUAUGAGUUGCAAAUUUAUACAUUUCUAUUGUACUUGAAGAGUUGCAAAUUGAUUUAUUAAGGAAUUUUUUUUUUUUUUUUGUAACACCUGUCUAAUAUAUUUCUGAUCCUUCAGACACAGAAUGCUAUUGUGAUAGUGAAUGGAACUGGGUUUUCGGAA